UAUUAAAUAGGCAUGCCACCCAAAAAUAUGCUACUUUUUAUAAUAUAUUUAAUUGGGAAUAAUAUAAUAUAAUAAUAUAAUAUAUUAUAUAUUUUCCCCAUCUUUUGUCCAUGUAAGCAGUAUUACCUUCCCCAUUUCAAUUUGGUCCUAAUGAAAAGUGUCUGAGGGUGUACGUGUUUUUAAUAGACUAUGCAAAGUAACAAAUAUUAGGCAUGAUGAUGAUUGUGGGACUCAGUCAAAUAGUGCUGACAAGUAUAGCUGGAGCGUGGAGUGCAGUAUAUUAGUGCAAUAUAUUCAAAAGACCAUGUAAUUCAAAAAGCCGUACAUCAAUUCCUUUAAAAAAAAACACUUUAUCCUUUUGUAAUAGUCUUCCUGUAUUUUUUCCCAUUUUGUUUAAAAUAUAAUGGGCAUUGUUAAGCAUUUAUAUUUUCUCCAUGCUAUAUACAGUAAUAAGAAAAUGGAACUCAUUUUUUUUCUCAGUUCACAUUCCAAAGCCUAGAAUAAAUUGGGAGGGGCUUCCCAUCCCUUUGCGGUGCGAUUACAAGGCUGGUUAGACUACUAUAACACAAGCUCUUGCUACAAAGCUGGUUAUGCAAUCUUUGCAAAAUCCAGUAGUGACAUAACCCUAACUUACAAUUAUCUAUUUUGGAAUCUGAAACUUGUCAUGCUUGUUAUAAGUGACGUUAUUCCAAAUUGGGUCUGCAUUUUUCCAUUAAGUCAUCUUGCAUUUAUAAUCUUGGAAAGAACAGUAUUCCUUAUAGAGUAGUGCAAGUGCAAAGGGAUUGAGGAAAUGUAGCUUGCUUUCUAUGCAACUAUGCUUAAGGCAUCAGCUCAACAAAAUCAUUUCUUUUCACGUAUGGAAUUAUCAGAUAAUUGCUGGUCAUUUUGUGCCAGAGAAGAGGAGAAACUUGGAAGAUACAGUAAGAUGCUGUCUUCUCCAGCCCCCAUUUUACAAGUAAUUUAUAUGCUGGCUUAAUUUAAAUAUUUAGCAAACAUUAUAUUGUUGCCACAACUACUGGGUAAAAUAUCUUGGAUUAUUCAUAAACAAUGAUCACUGGCACAUUUUUUAACAUGGAAAUCCCUUGAGAGGAUAAAGGAAGGAAAAAAGGAGAACAUGGCAUUGGCAUCCUGGUUUGGAUGGAAUGAAUCUUCUAAUCGUAUUUCUCAAAGAAGCCCAAUGGAAAUGGUGACUGAAACCCUGAUGAUGGAGCUUGAUUGGCAGAUCAAAGAAGCUGAAAAACAACAGCGGGAGAAAGAAAAUGAGUAUCGCAAGAUCAAAACAGGAGUUGAUUAUGGUUGGCUGGUUAGCUAUCCCAAGCAAGGCUAUGAUAUCAGUCCAGGGGAGCGUCUUCAGCUGGAGGAUAUCUGUUCCAAAAUACAUCCAUCCUAUUGUGGACCAAUCAUUAUUAGAUUUCGGCAACUUAUUGCUGAAUAUGAACCAGAGCCUGGAGAAAUACCUCGGCUUUUCCGUUCUGUUCUGCACGAUGCCACCGAGAAGAUCAAAGAGGAAGAGGAGGCCAAGAAACUUGCAAGACAAUGGAACACCAAGAACAGAACCAGUCUCUCCCUCACCACAUUCAGAUCCCGCAUCAGGAUUUCCCCCUUCAGCAGUGAUAUCAAGACCAUUUCAGAAGAUGUGGAGAGGGGCAUGGAGCCGACCAGAAGAAUGUGGAGCAUGCCUGAAUUCAGGGAUACCAAGGACUAUUGACUUUAUUUGUGACAGUAGUUUUUUUUAGAAACAGACUAUUUUAUUUAUUUGGGGAUCUGUUUGCAGGAUGAUUAUUUUUGUCCUGUUUCUGAUCGUCUCUCUGUUGUGAGGAAUUCAUAUGAAUUCUUUUUAGGUACCUUUUAAUUCAGGCAUAUAUACCUGUAGGUUCCUGUUUUCCUUGGGCAUAUUCAUAGGAAAUCACUCAGGCAGAUUAUCUCACCUAUUACCAGUUAAUUAUGCUAUGGGCUUGCAUGAAAAACUGCACAUAAGUCAGCCUGGAUAUGUGUUUGCUUAUUUAAAGCAUUUAUAUAGCUGCCUAUCUUAUAACCAAUUCUUAUUUGAAGUCUGCUUUUUUGUCACCAAAAAGAGAGGCCCAGAGAGUAAUAGUGAAAAGCUUGCUUAUUUAUUUUAGCUUUCUUUUGGGGUUUUCCUCUCAAUCCUUUUGCUCAAUCCUUUUGUGAUCACACAAAAAUUGCCAUACCCCACCCAACACCCAACCACAAAUCCUAACCAGCCAUUUUGUAUCAUAUGCAAGGAUCCAUGCAUAAAAAAAGAAAUAUCUCAUUUAGAAUUUCCCAGCAUUAAAUUUGAAACAAAAGUAUUACAAAAUGGCAGUAGUUUAUUCUUUUUUUUCUUUUUGCCAAAAUGUUAUUGGACCCUGCUGUCAAUAUCAUCAGCUGGAGGAAUGCCAAUAACUCCUAAAUAGAAAUGUGAGUCUUGCAGGGUACUUUCGAUUAUCAAAUUUGAGGGGAGAGAAGCAUACACAAAUGGUUGAAAAAUUUUAGCACCUGGAAAUUCUUUCUUUUUGGUAAUUAGUUGCUAUAUAGCAGGGGUCUUUAAACUUGACCCUGUUAUGACUUGUGGACUUCAACUCCCAGAAUUCCUCAGCCAGUGUGCUUGGCUGAGGAAUUCUGGGCGUUGAAGUCCACAAGUCAUAAAAGGGCCAGGUUUGAAGACCCCUGCUAUAUAGCUUGAACUAUAUACAUCUUGACUAAUCAGUGACUACCAUGUUAUCUCUAUCCUAAAAAAAAAUAGGGACCUCUAUGUAGAUAUUUUAAGGAAAAAUGUUUCUUUAAAACUGAAAAACUAAAAAAAGCAGUGGGCUUCUAUGCUUAGAGGAAAAAGGAAUGCUUUGAAGCACCAUUUUCAAGGUGUAUCACCAAGGCAGUGCUUCCAUUUUCUCUUCCCUGGGUUGAAAAUUUCUAAAAUAGUUCCCUUAUUUUUAUUCUUAUUGCACACAUUUCUACACCACUGGUUCAAGAAGAAACAUAGUUGUCAAUUAGAUAUAUACAAUUUUUUAUUGGUUUUUGAUGAAAUAUAGUGCUGCCAUGACCAUGAUGGAAUGUAUCUCCAAUCCUGAGUCAUAAAUUUUACUGGGCUUAUUUUUGUGUAAUACUUAAAAGCCAUAACAAUGGUCACUUGAGUUCUUGACAUGGCUUCUUACCUGCAUAUUCUCUUCACACCGGAGGCAUGUUUCAAGCUGCCAAGGUUAAGUCCUUUUCACUGUUUUACUGCCCUAGAGAGAGUGUAUAACUUUGGUAUUGAAGAUGGGAGGAGUGACUGUCUUAUGUCAGAGUCUUUUGUGCAAAUAGUACACUGCGGUAUUUCAGUCAUUGGCCUAAAGAAAAAAUGCUUUUCUGUUUCUGUUGGAUAUCUUAUUUAUACAUGAAUAGGUGGUGGUUUAUGAUUAGAGCUUCAGACCAAUUCUUGAAAAUGAAAGCACUUAAGAGGGUUUUGUGCUGCUUGUAGAACACAAAUUUCAAGAAAUGCUGUUUGGCUUUCUUUAUUUUGUGGUGGCUUCAGCUUCAUUUUAGAAAGUUUUUGCAAAUGUUGGAUUUCCUGUAAAUAAGCAGAGUAUGCACUGAAGAAUUUUCUUUACUCCUGCUUACUUACCUUCUUUCUCAAAUAUUUUUGACAAAGAUACCAGCAAAUAACAUUGUUUAAUACCAAAUGGAUUUAGGGCUUCAGUUAUCAAUUAUGUGGGAGUGGGAGUACAGAGAUACUGAAAAUUUGACAAUCACACAUUUCUAAGUCAUCUAAGAAAACGAAUUUCAUUGUGGCCUUUGUUAUACUGUUUCUCCAGUGUUUAAAGAUUGGCACAUGCAAAUGUAAUCCUAACUCUAAAGUAGCCUGGACAAAUCUCAUGAACUACAGAUAGACUAGGAUUACCACUCCUAGCCAUAUGCUUAGUUAUAAACCUAACAUACUGGGAGGGUAAAACAUCAGUCAAGGCUGAUUUGAAGGCAGAAGAGCAGAAACUUGUGAGAAUGUCUCCUGUCUUUCUGCUCAGGCAGCCUAAGAAUGUGAGGAAGUUGCUGGUGAAUCCUUUGUUUCUAUAUUGGACAUGUUUUAUACAGCACAUUUUGAACAUGGUAAAUAUUUACAUCUCUUGUACAGUGGGCUCCCCCAUUGCUGUGUCUAGUGUUUUGGAUGCAUGGUCCUUUGCUUUAGGGCCUGAUUUGUGGGAAAAACUACAAAAAUAGAAAGCCAUUCCCAUGAUCACUUUUGUAUUUAGGAGUGAAAUGCUUGUUGCAUUCAAUUACAAAAGUGUGUUCCUUAAUUUUAGCUGCCUUGUAAUUGAUUGUGAUACUGUAGAUACAGAUAUGCUGUGUUCUGUUUAUUAACAGUUUCAGGGUUACUUCAGGUAUCCAGUUUAUAUACUGUAUCUUGACUACAAUUAGCAGUGUUUUUCUACUACUAUUAAAAUGCAAUUCCUUAAGUAAUCAAAAUAGAAACUGUGUGUUCAGGAGUUAUAUAGUUAUAUCUGAAUGUAAUGUCCAUUCUUACCUGAGAGUAAGUAGUAUUGAACACAACUGUGUAGUUGAAACACACACACACACACACAGACAUAGACACAAACACAGGAUUGAAAGAUUUUAUUUUUUACUGGAAUAUAUCACUCAGGUUGUAUCCAUAUUCCUACCUCCCCAGGAAAAUCCCACUGAAGACAGUGAAGAGCUGUACAUCUCAGUACCUACACAUAGGAUUCCAGUGCUAAUUGCUAAAUUAAACUGGAAGAAAGGUGGGUAAAAUGGAAAGAGAAGCUUUAAAAUCUGAUUUAGCAGAAAGCAUUCCUAUUAAAUGGUUGAUUAAAAAUAGGUAUCCACUCUGGAUGUGUUUAGUAAAUUAAGAAGAAGAUCCCACCAUCGAUUUAUGUAUUGGUUCCUUAUAUAGUUUUUUGUUAACUUUUGAUGUUUAUGGCUUUUUAAUUGUUUUAAUUGUUUUAUAUUACUGUUUUAUGAUGAUGUAAGUCACCCAGAGUUGUUUGAGACUGAGAUGGGAGGCAUAUAAAUUUAAUAAAUAAAUAUCUGUGAAACAUAAAACCAGCUGGUAUGCUGAGGAAUUGGCUUUCACAAAGAAAAAUCAAUCUUAUUAUCCGAAUUUUCUUUGGUUAGAUCAUCUACUUAUUGAUAUAGUUGGGCUUUUUAAAAUAUUUCAAACUAUUUAUCACUGAAAGUCUAAGGAAGUGGAAAUAAGAAAAGCAAUGAGAUUUCCUCCCCAAAUUUUAUCUGCACUCAUGAAGUAAAUUAUUGUCCAAAGGUCAAACUGCUUUCUUCACCAGGUUAUCCUUUUAAACAUUACCCUGAGGAUUGUGCUAAUACCUCCAUUUUUGUUUCUCUUGCUGAUUGAUUAGAUUUGUUUGAAAGAAAAGUAUAUAAAGCAUUGGAACAAUUAUGAUUUUUAUUUGGAAUUAAGUAGGUUUCAUUAUAGUGCUACCUGGCUUUUAUUCUUGAAUUUGUUACAAAUCACAGAAAAGUGCAAUUUCUCCACUGGCAGCUCUCAGAAGGUGUCUUGGGGAGGGGGGGAGGGAGGGGGAAAGAAAUGAAAGCUUGCAAUUGCUGAGUGAAGCUCUUCUACCAGGAACCCUCCACUUUAGCCUAUAUAUGAGUGCCAAAACCAAAUUCACAGCUUUUUAAAUUAUGAAUUCAAUUUUUUAAAAAUUAACCUAACACAACACCCCCCCCCCAUUUUAAAUGGAUGGGUAGACAGACAGAAAGAUAUAGGUAGGCUGGCUUCAGGUUACAUGUGGAAUUUAUUUCAGUUAAAACAACCUGAGAGUAUCCAUUUUAGUUUCCUGUUUAGUGCAGAUUGAAAAUAACAUUUCAUUUAUGGGAUUGGAGAUAGGUGAAAGCCAAUUGCUUAAUAGACUCUUGUUUUGCCUAGCUGCAAAGUAUUUUUUGCUUUCUAAUCAGCUAAUCAGAAAAUUACCUAAUGACUGAAACUCUUUUCUCAAUACUACACUUGAAUUACAAAAAAAAGUCAAAUCUAACAAAAGAUUAAACUGAUCUAAUUAGGCUUUCUAACAUGGAGUCAAUAUACUAGGAACUAGUCCAAUGCUUCUCAACUUUGGCACAUAGAAGAUGUGUGAACUUUUAACUCCCAAAAUUCCCUAAUUCUGGGAAUUGGAGUCCACAAGCUGCCAAAGGUUGAGAAACACUGAACUAGAUACUAGGAACACUAUUGAGUUACAUCAGAAUACAGGGAUGUGUUAUGAGAAUAUAAAAAAAUUAAAUUAACAAGUUAGUGCAGGGGUGUCAAACUUAAUUUCAUUGAGGGCUGCAUCAGCAUUGUGGUUGCCCUUACGGGAGGGUGCAGCCAGGGUCAGUGCGGCCUACUGGGUGGCCGUGGAUGGAGUGGGUGUGGCCUACAUCGUUCGCGUCAAGGGUGCCUGUGGGAGCCUGGGCAGGAGUGGGACAGAUCUGAGGGUCUCUGGCAGAAUG
Molecule: messenger RNA, 6429 nt
Organism: Crotalus tigris (Tiger rattlesnake)
Lineage: Eukaryota; Metazoa; Chordata; Lepidosauria; Squamata; Viperidae
Gene: RD3
Product: RD3 regulator of GUCY2D
Exons: 3
Coding region: 1115-1708 (197 amino acids)
Source: RefSeq, a predicted model, not a curated record